UUUGGCAUUGUGCUCAUAUUAUACUCCUUUUACCGUACCCUUCUUUCUAUUCCGAUAUUUUCGGGCAGUUUGUUUUGUCUUUAAUAUCAAAUUUAGAGAUAAAAUGAUGAUUUAUAUUCAACGUUUAAUUUUGACUGUUGACACCCGAGCGGGUAAAGGACUUUGCAGAGUUGCUAUAAAUGGGCUUGAUGAUGGUGGGAGGCCAAUAACUGAGGGACAGAUUGGCAGUCAACAUAAAGCUUUGGGCACAUUGGUUUGGAUUCUAAUGGAGUGGAAGUCUAAUGUAACCGCUAUAAAUCUCUUCUCCGAUUUGCUGUUAGGCUCAAUUCCGUUUAUUCUACAAGCUCGUGUCAAUUUGUCUUCACGAACAAUUUCUCAUAAAUGGACUAUUCUUUUGUGUGACUUUAUUCAAAUUAUUCAGUGGCCACCUGCUGGACUUUCUGUUAACAAAGCUUCUCAAUUUAUGAACACUUUACUUGUUGGAUUAAUUAAGUUAUUGGAUGAAUUGUUCAAUGUUCACCGUGCCAGUUCUUUGCAUUGGCUUUUUGUUCUAAUUGAUUGUGUUUUUGAGGAUGAAAUGGAUUGGAUGGAUAUGUCUUUUAUUGAUGGCAGUACAGGUCGUAAUCUUCGCUUUUAUGGGAAUAAUCUUAAUAAUGAGAAUGGUCAAGACUUUAACAAUGCCAACAAUCCUCACAAAAUUAUGUUUGCAAGUGUUGGAUUAUUUUCUGAAUGGCUUAAAAAUCUGUCAGGAAAUAUGUCUCCAUCAUUUUAUGGAGAUUCAUUACGUAUUGAUGCUUGGUUGAUGGAUGAAAAGACAGACAGUAUUUUUGUUGCGAAUACUUCAGAAAUUGGGGCAAAAUCUUUGACAAUUAAUGUUUUGCUUCCACCUGUUAUUUGCGGAUUUUUGAAGUUGACUUACACUGUUCGCCAGUUAUAUGGAGCAAAGAUGGUUGAUUUUGAGGAGGAUUUGGAGGAAAACAAUAUACUUUCUGAACUUAUCUUUUUGAUUGAUUCGUCGAAAGUUGCUUAUGUGUGUUCGACAAAUGAUACUAAAGUUAUACUUCGUGGUGAUGGAAGCCCAACUUUUGAACAAAUUCGACGUCGUUCAAUUCGUCAGCAAUAUAAUUUUGUGAAGAAUCUUGUUAUUCUAAUCCAGAUGGACAAUAAAGUUUUGGAUGAAAAGAAGGAAUUAAAACAACAAUCUAGUUGGUAUAUGAUCGGUUUGGAACAGUUGGCUGUAAUGCCACAUCGUUUAAAUGCUUUAUUGAAUUUAUUCUCAGCAUUUACUGACGCACGUAAAAUUAUUGUGCUUCCAACUACCAAUCAACCCAUGCCGAGUGUUUCUAUUUCUCAAAAUAGUUUGCUUUCAUUGGACACUGCUGUUUUACAUUUUGGCCUUUUUUGUAUGGAUCCUUUGCCAAGACUUAGAGCCGGAUGUAUUUCUUGGCUUUUUCAUUAUUGCGUUUAUACGAAUUGGUGGGGGAAAUUCUUUGUUGAAGUGCUCAAUCAACAUUUUGCUUCAAAAAUGUGCCAAAAGAAUUUGGAUAGUGCUUUUAUUAUUUUGUCGUGUUUGUGCAGCGAGACUGUUAAAUAUCCACGUCUUCAGACUAACAUUAUUGAACAAUUGGUUCUCUCAGUUCUUACUCAAUUGGAUGUUUCUUCUGCGGAUAAUGGCAUCAACAUUACCACUUUAAGCUGGUUAUUUUUGGGUGGAGAUUUUGGACCAGUAAAUGAGACAGCACCAAUUGUUGAUGAGGGUCAGAAUCAAUUAUUUGACAAUUUAAUUGACACAACCCUUUCUGAAGCAACAACAAUGACAGCUGCUAAUUUUGCUCCUUGUGCUUUACAUUAUCAAAAUGUUAAAGUCACAGAAUCUGCCUCAAAUCUUUUAUCUAAAAUUUGUCAAUUUGAUCCUAUUGCUCUUCAAAUGUUCAAUGCUUCUCGGUUGAAUUUAGCGAAUAACAUCAAUAUUCAACCAAUUGCUCUUUCUGUUGAUUUGCAAUAUGAUUUUUGUGUUUCUGAAAAGCAAGCAAUUACAAAUUGUAAUGAUUCUGUAUUCUUGCAAGACACACUUAUAAGAAAUUCUUUUCGUCGUCUUUUACUUCUUCGUUCUCUUUCACCAAGUAACUCUUCGAAUGAUGACAAUAUUCUAAACGAAGAAAAGAGAGAUGAAGCUAUAGGUCAAUGUAUGCAAACAAUUAUGGGUGCAAUUGAUCAACUUUUUGCUAAUCUUCGUGCUGACAGCAAAAAUAGUAAUGUUAGACCAGCAUUUGUUGAACGUCUUUUAGAUUUUUAUUGGCAGUAUCAGUCAGAUAUUGAUGCCUUUCUCAACUCUAAAAGCAAUUUAUCUAUUGCUAAAUCGCCUCUUUUUACUGUCCCAGCUUUGAGCGAUAAUGCUGCAUGUUCUUUUAUUUCAUAUGCUGCAGAUAACCCUUUUAUUUCUGAACUUGUUUGGACUCGAGUACUUACAACUUUGAAUACUUCAAUUCAAAAAAUGGUUUUUUUUAUUAAAAAAUUUUUAAAAUUUUUUUCCAGCCUUAUUUAA
This is a messenger RNA of Meloidogyne enterolobii, 2545 nucleotides long. NCBI's taxonomy places the organism in Eukaryota, Metazoa, Nematoda, Chromadorea, Rhabditida, Meloidogynidae. The record is from the annotation of a GenBank genome assembly.